Bolinopsis microptera is the source of this 1251-nucleotide messenger RNA. RefSeq lists its product as uncharacterized. NCBI's taxonomy places the organism in Eukaryota, Metazoa, Ctenophora, Tentaculata, Lobata, Bolinopsidae. The record is from RefSeq and is a predicted model, not a curated record. The coding region runs from base 175 to 1155 and encodes 326 amino acids. The transcript has 5 exons.
AGUUGUGUUGUGUAGGUAUUCAAGAGGCACAACAAUAAACCUUUAUACAAUUUUGACACUGCAUCUCGCUUGUCUCUGCCCUGAGAACUGUAUAAGAUUCAACAUUGCUACUUUAUAUGAUUUUAGCUUUGAUAGAAUCGGAUUUUAAAAAAAUUUUCAAAGCAUUAAUUGGCGAUGGAAUGUUUUCAUGAGUACAGUCCUGUACUGUGGACCUGUGCGCUGACUGCCUUCAGCCUCUUCGAUGUUGUCUACUUCUUACGGCAUAUUUGGGUAGCAAUUGAGGUACUACUGCGUUCCAGACCCUUGUAUAACGCUGCAGUCAGGUUUUUCAACCCAAAGUUCCCUUCCUACAUCAAAGAACAUGACUUAAACGAGGAGGACGUGUUUGAGUCGCGAAUAUUCCCCUACGAGGUGGACCACUUCUUGAGGCUAACAGACCAAGCUGGAGCAAUGAUCCUGGAACUAGCCCGGAACAGAGCACUUUACGGGACUGGACUUAUCCUUGUGUGUUGGGAAACUGGCACUAGUCUCUGGGUGGUGGCAAGUUCUCAGGUAACGUGGAGAAAAAGACCCACGUUGUUACAGAAAUACUUUGUAAAGACCAUUUACUCUCCCGACUACGAGAAACUGCACGCUAGAUACGUGCCAAUUAAACAAGUAAUAGAGUCGGAGUGCGGUGAAGUACUCUGUGAAGCGCUUGUUACUCUGGUUCUGCCUCCCACAGCUCAGAUUGGUAACCUUAUCUGCAAGUAUCGGGAGAAAUUUGGCGAUUACAAGGGUCCGGGGAAAAGAUCAAACAAAGGUAUGAGUAUUCGGUCCCUGUUUUCUGAACAGAAGAAUGAUAACGAGGAGAGUUUGGCGGAUGGAAAUAAAGAUGAGAGUGAAAGUUCAGACCGCAGUUCAAAUGUGAGGUCGGCCGGAGGUUUGAGGAGGAGUAAAAGUUUCGUGAAUGAGAAUGAAGAUGAAGAAGAAAGUUUAGAUCUUAGUUCCAGUGAUGACGAAGAGAUUUUCGCCAAAAAGAGUAAAGAUAGAGGUGCAAGUUCCAAUCGUAGUUCGAAUGCGAGGCCGGCCGGGGGUUUGAAGAGGAGCAAAAGUUAUGGGAGUUUUUUGGAAAAUUUGUCGAACAUUGUGCACGAUGACCUCAGUGGACUUUGAACUUUUAAAACGUGUAAUGUUUGUAGUAAUUCGAGAAGCGCUGAAGGGGCUACAUUUUAUGUUGAAAUAUAGAUUUCGUAACAUAAGGUACAAUUU